AUGUCCACCGAACAGACCACCCAAAGACCAGGCGCCUCGCCCUCACCACCCCCUCCCGCGCCAGUCCCCCUAACACCAGGCCCGCGCGCCUCCAAACUCCAAGAGAUCUUCGACAAGGCGCUGGCGCGCACGCUGCGCGCAAACUCGUACGCGAAUUUCAGCGGAUGUUUUCCGACGCCGGCGAAACAUGUCCCGGCUAGUUUGGAGAGUGUGUGGAGACAGUUGAAUGCGAAGUUGGAGGAGAGUGCCAAGGCUGAGUUCGAGGAUAUUUUGGCGGAGAGGGAUGCCGUUAGGCAGUUAAAUGAGUUGGAUCGGUUGGUUGGUGAGGCGAGGGUUAGGAAGGAGAGAGGGGUUGGUGGGGAUAGUGUUGCGCCGCAUACGUUGAGUCCGGAGGAAUUGUACAAAGCGCAUUUGUUGCCGCAUCUGAUGGAGACGCAGGCGGAUUUGGAUGCCAAGAUUAAUUCGGUGCAGAAUCAGAAUGCUGAGUUGGCUGGGAAGGUCCAGGCGCAGAGGUCUGAGAUUGAGAGUUUGUUGUCCGGGUUGGAGGCUGUGGUUGCUGAUUUGGAGGGUGCUGCGGCCGCAACGACGCAGUUUACAAGUGAGCAUCAGCUUCGACAAGAAGCUGCGCAGAUGGAUGGAGAGGUUAAGGCUAGAUCCGAGAUUUGA
Molecule: messenger RNA, 666 nt
Organism: Aspergillus piperis CBS 112811
Lineage: Eukaryota; Fungi; Ascomycota; Eurotiomycetes; Eurotiales; Aspergillaceae
Product: PMF1/NNF1 family protein
Exons: 2
Coding region: 1-666 (221 amino acids)
Biological process (GO): chromosome segregation
Cellular component (GO): MIS12/MIND type complex
Source: RefSeq, a predicted model, not a curated record